AAAAAAGGUGCAAUAGAAGCCAAAGUCCACCCCUAAACCUUUCUUUUUUUCUCAGUUUCUCUUCCUUCAAAGUCUUCUCUCUCUCUCUUCGUCCAAUAUCCAUCCAUCCCAUGUAGCAAAAACACUUGGACUAGUUCUACUACUAGCAUUUACUGCCCCUUGUAGAAAGACCUGUUCUAUCCUCUUCCCUCCAUCUGUUUCCAUUUUGUCAGCAUUUCAUUUCACCUCUUUCUUUAUAUCUGAGCAGAACCCACAAUUUUACAAACGCUUGUCUCAGUUUCUGCAGCAUCUCAAAUGGCAAAUACUCUGUUUUCAAGAGCUUUCUUGAUUGUAUCCACCCUUGUAUUGUCUAGUACUAGUAUUUUAACUGAGGCAAGAUUCGUGGUGGAGAAGAGUAGUAUUAGUAUACUUGAUCCUUCUGAUAUUCGCUCCAAGCAUGAUGCUGCUAUUGGCAACUUUGGUGUGCCUGACUAUGGAGGAUCAAUGGUUGGAACUGUUGUUUAUCCUGAUACAGGUGCUACUGGUUGUUCUCCUUUUGAGGGUGAUAAGCCCUUCAGGUCAAAGUCUUCCACUCCCACCAUCCUCCUCCUUGAUCGUGGAGGAUGUUACUUCGCUUUGAAGGUAUGGAAUGGACAACAAGCUGGUGCUGCUGCAGUUUUAGUGGCUGAUAGCGUAGAUGAGCCCCUAAUAACUAUGGAUUCACCAGAAGAAAGCUCAGAUGCAGAUGGAUACUUGGAGAAGAUUGGAGUCCCUUCAGUUUUGAUUGAUCAUUCUGUCGGUGAAUCUAUAAAGGGUGCACUGAAGAAAGCUGCAAAUGUUGUUGUAAAAAUUGACUGGUCGGAGUCAAUGCCACAUCCUGAUCAGAGGGUGGAGUAUGAGCUGUGGACCAAUAGUAAUGAUGAGUGUGGAAUCCGGUGUGAUGAACAAAUGAAUUUCAUCAAAAAUUUUAAGGGCAAUGCUCAGAUUCUUGAGAAGGGUGGAUACACCCGUUUCACACCACACUACAUCACUUGGUAUUGUCCUCACGCUUUUCUUCUUAGCAGUCAAUGCAAGUCUCAGUGCAUCAAUCAUGGAAGAUACUGUGCACCUGAUCCUGAGCAAGACUUUGGGAUGGGGUAUCAAGGAAAGGACGUAGUAUUCGAAAAUUUAAGACAGCUCUGCGUGCACAGAGUUGCAAAUGAGAGCAACCGCUCUUGGGUUUGGUGGGAUUAUGUGACAGACUUCCACAUUAGGUGCUCAAUGAAGCAAAAGAAAUACAGCAAGGAAUGUGCAGAGGAGGUUAUGAGAUCGCUGCAUCUACCGAUUGAGAAGAUAAAGAGUUGUAUGGGCGACCCCGAAGCUGAUGUGGAAAAUCAAGUACUUAAAAUUGAACAAGACCUCCAGGUUGGUCGAGGAUCUCGAGGUGAUGUCACAAUAUUGCCAACAUUGGUUAUAAACGAUGUCCAGUACAGAGGAAAAUUAGAGAGGGUUGCCGUCUUAAAAGCCAUUUGCGCUGGAUUCAAGGAGACUACUGAUCCUCCCAUUUGUCUAAAUGGAGAUCUUGAGACCAACGAGUGCCUUGAAAACAAUGGUGGCUGUUGGCAGGAUUCUCAUUCUAACAUAACUGCCUGCAAGGAUACAUUCAGGGGAAGAGUUUGUCAGUGCCCUUCAGCGAAUGGUGUGCAAUAUAGAGGAGAUGGAUACAAGUCUUGUGAAGCUGUUGGACCUGGAAGAUGCAUGGUCAAUAAUGGAGGGUGCUGGUCAGAAACUCGACAUGGACUGACAGUUUCAGCUUGCACAGAAUCUGAUCUUACAGGCUGUCACUGUCCUCCUGGAUUCACUGGAGAUGGCUAUAAAUGUGAAGAAAUAGAUGAAUGUAAGGAAGGUAAAGUUUGUCAAUGUGAUGAUUGCACCUGUAAGAACACAUGGAGCGGAUUUGAGUGCGGUUGCAGAGGGGACAAACUUUACAUUUUGGAGCACGAUACCUGCAUUGAAAGGCACACAUCAAAAUUCGGGUGGUUCCUCACAUUAUUGGUUUUAGCUGCAGUAGUGGCUGCUAGCAUGGCUGGUUACAUCUUCUACAAAUAUAGACUUCGAUCUUACAUGGACUCGGAGAUUAUGGCCAUCAUGUCACAGUACAUGCCAAUCGACAACCAGCAAAAUCAGGUUGUCCAUCAUGAAGCUGAGCCUCUUCAACAACGUUCAUCUGUGUAGAAGUCGCCGAUUGCUAUCUACACUCAGCUGCCACUUGUCUUCUUCAUCAACUCUACAGUUUUCACAAAUCCUGGAUGAGGCAUGCAUUGCUUUAUUUUCUAAAGCAGCAGCUGAGGCAACGACGAAUUCUGAUGGAAAGUAUACAUGAGAACUUGCAUCUGCUGGUUUGGAAUUUUGAAGCUGGAUAGAAAUGAAUUAAUGUAGCUACGCUUGAAGUUGGCAAAAACAUUUUCCCUUGUGUACAUAACAUUACUCGUAGAUGUAAGCCUAAACUUGACAGGCAAAGGCGUGGAAGUUUACACUGAAAUCAUUUUCAGCUUUUAUAGAUGAUGAGCUUUCAAAGGUGCAGA
Coffea eugenioides is the source of this 2543-nucleotide messenger RNA. Its product is annotated as vacuolar-sorting receptor 7-like. The record is from RefSeq and is a predicted model, not a curated record. Bases 295 to 2193 code for a protein of 632 amino acids. Gene Ontology annotation, molecular function: calcium ion binding. The transcript has 12 exons. Lineage: Eukaryota; Viridiplantae; Streptophyta; Magnoliopsida; Gentianales; Rubiaceae.